AUGUCAGGCAAGAAGUUGUUGAUGCUUGUUGGAGACUUUGUGGAGGACUAUGAAGCGAUGGUCCCCUACCAGUUGCUCACGUGCGUGGGUCACACGGUCGACGUGGCGUGCCCCAAGCGCAAGGCUGGCGAGAAGGUCAAGACCGCCGUGCACGACUUCGAGGGCGACCAGACCUACACCGAGAAGCCAGGACACCUGUUCGCGCUGACCGUCGAUUGGGACGCGGUGGUGGCCGAUCACUCCCACUACGACGGGUUGAUCAUCCCCGGUGGUCGUGCCCCCGAGUACCUGCGCCUCGAUCAGCAGCUGCUGGCCAUCGUGCAGAGCUUCAAGGACAAGCCCAUCGCCUCCCUCUGCCACGGCCCCCAGAUCCUGGUGGCGGCCGGCCUGCUGAAGGACAAGAAGUGUACGGCCUACACUGCGCUCGAGCCCGACGUCAAGAUCGCGGGCGGCCACUGGGAGGGCUCGUGCCCGGUCGACGGCGCCGUUGUCGAUGGCAACCUCGUCACCGCCGUCGCUUGGCCCGGUCACCCUGCGUGGAUGCGCGAGUUCCUGAAGCUGCUGGGCACCAAGAUCCACCUGUAA
This is a messenger RNA of Acanthamoeba castellanii str. Neff, 585 nucleotides long. Its product is annotated as peptidase C56, PfpI, putative. The record is from RefSeq and is a predicted model, not a curated record. Bases 1 to 585 code for a protein of 194 amino acids. The transcript is spliced from 5 exons. NCBI's taxonomy places the organism in Eukaryota, Discosea, Longamoebia, Acanthamoebidae.